AUGAGAAAAUAAGAACCAAAGAAAAAUUAAAAUAAAAAUUAUCGGCGAGGAAAUCGGUGAGGCAUACAGCGAUUGUCUUCGAGUCUUUCCCCUUUUUGUGCGAUCGAAGCCUCGCUAGCUGCGCGCAUUUGUGUCUAUAAUAACCAUUUUUCCGCAUCAAUGAGCGAUCAUCUGGUUUUGUAUGUUGACCGUCUUGUGCGGCCCCCUGCCGCUGACCCGGUCUCGCAUCCGGCUGAGGUCCCGUCUGAGCCGGCUCCGCCUGUAGAUGCGGCUGGACCUUCUGGUUCUUCCCCAGCGGUUGAUGAUGAUGCAAGGUCUGAACAUGAUGAGGAUUGUAAUGAGGACAAGCCGCUGAUCCAGAUAGCUGAGUGUCGCAUUUGUCAAGAGGAGGAUAGCGUUAAGAAUUUGGACACUCCUUGUGCAUGUAGCGGCAGCCUAAAGUUUGCUCACAGAAAGUGCGUUCAACAUUGGUGCAAUGAAAAGGGAGAUAUAAUUUGUGAGAUAUGUCAUCAGCCGUAUCAACCGGGUUAUACUGCCCCACCACCUCGUCCCCAGCCUGAUGAAACUACCAUUGACAUAGGUGGGGGCUGGACAAUCUCUGGGACACCUUUGGACUUGCGUGAUCCUCGACUGUUGGCAAUUGCUGAGGCAGAACGCCAAUUCUUGGAAGCUGAAUAUGAUGAGUAUGCUGCUUCUAAUGCUAGUGGAGCAGCUUUUUGUCGCUCUGCUGCUCUAAUUCUGAUGGCUCUAUUACUUUUGCGGCAUGCACUUUCAGUUACAGAUUCUGAUGCUGAUGAUGAUCCAUCUACUUUUUUCUCCCUUUUCUUGCUUAGAGCAGCUGGAUUUCUUUUACCUUGCUACAUCAUGGCUUGGGCAAUCAGUAUUUUGCAACGUCGGCGACAAAGACAAGAAGCGGCAGCACUGGCAGCAACCCAAGUUGCUUUUGUAUUGCAAUCUGGACAGCGGAGGGGUCUGCAAUUUGCGAUCGCACCAGCAGGACCCACACUGGAUUCACAACCGGAGCAUGUGUAGGUUGUUUGUUAUGAAUCCGUGGUUUAUGUAUGUGCCAUUUUUGAAAUGCGAUACUCUUCAUUUCUCAGCUCUGAUGUACCUGUACAUACCUUAGAUUGGAUGGCUCCAAACUUAUCUCUAUCUGAUUGAUUAUUUAUUCCUCUGAUUCCUCCCAGUCAUCAUACUUGCUGAGAAAAAUAGAAUAAAGUUGUCGCCAUUUCAGAUUCA
Messenger RNA from Neltuma alba, 1239 nucleotides. RefSeq lists its product as uncharacterized. The transcript is spliced from 9 exons. Gene Ontology annotation, biological process: protein ubiquitination. The coding region runs from base 160 to 1032 and encodes 290 amino acids. Gene Ontology annotation, cellular component: membrane. The record is from RefSeq and is a predicted model, not a curated record. Gene Ontology annotation, molecular function: zinc ion binding; ubiquitin-protein transferase activity. NCBI's taxonomy places the organism in Eukaryota, Viridiplantae, Streptophyta, Magnoliopsida, Fabales, Fabaceae.